AUGUCCGCGUUGCCACGACGCAAGAUCGGCAGCCGGGCUUGCGAUGGCUGCAAGAUUCGCAAGAACAGUAAUGCUGGUCGCCCGGUGGAUGGUGUUUCUACCGACAGUUGUCCUGGCGGAGAACCGUCCCUUGUGAGAGGCAAUGACGGCAUAUCCAGCAGCUUUGAAAGGACUCCUGUGUCAUCCCUAAUCGUUCGACUGUGCAUUUAUCGCCUCCGUCUCUUCCCAGUUUGGCCCAUCCUCGCUGCUGAAGACAUCAUAGCGUCACUCCUCAGGGACUCCCCAGACCUUGGCACCUACACACUUGCAAACGCCGUGUGCGCAGCAGUGAUUGUACAGCUCAAGCUGCCAUUCGACGGAAGAACAGACGACAAUGAUCCAGCGACAGCUGCAUCCAUGACUGCCGAGUGUCAAAGAGCGAAGCUGCUUCUUCAGGAUGCAAAUGGAGAUGACGGCCCAGAUGCGGGGCUCAACAUGGUUCGGAUAGCCUUCUUCCAACAUAUUUAUCACGAGAACCAAAGUCCGGGGGGGACCAAGAGCCUGAUGUUUCUCCGGGAGGCAAUCACGAUGGCACAGAUCAUGGGACUCCACCGGAAGUCAACCUAUGUCUUGCUAUCGCCAGAGGAGCAGCAGAUGAGACGCCGCAUUCUAUGGUUACUUUUUGUCACAGAGAGAGGAGUGGCCAUGCUGCACAAACUCCCUAUUGUCUUGAAAUGGCAGGCCAGCUUUCCACUGCUGGUGGACAGGACCAACAUCGAGCUAGAUGAAGCGCACAUUCUGCCGGCUUUCAAGAAGCUGGUCGAUCUCUUUUGGCUGUUUGAUCAGAGCGGUGCCUUCGACCUGCUUACACAGGCUGAUGAUGAUACUGGGACGUAUGAGGAAAGUCGCCUAGAGUAUCUUCAGCACCGCCUGCAAGAGAUCUCGUCAGACGAGUUCGAGAGCAACGAUGUGCAGAGGGCCGACAUAUACGUCACAAAAUGUUGGAUGCAGGCGGUAGUCUGGCGGGCAUCGUUACGGAGGUCCAGGGCAGGCGUAUCCUCAGAGCAGCAGAGUCUUCUUUCACAGCCAUACCGCAUCGUGGCUGACUUCUUGUCACACAUCUGCCAUUGCUCCAAGACGGCACUUGAAGCUCACGGUCCGACCAUAGAGCUCAAGAUUUUCGAGAUUGCCAGUGCACUCACGGAGUACAUAUACACGUUGACAGCCGGUUCGGACAUGGCCCGGAGCCUCACAAAUACGGACGUACGGCCUGUCGAGAUGCUCAUCAAGCUACAGAGGCUCCUUGCCUCUUCACGCGGGGGCAAUAAGACUCUUCUGACUUUGUUAUGCGCGAGGAUAGCGGAGGUGGAGAGUGUUGGCUCGGCUGAGCUGGCGUGGAACCCGAACGUAGAGACAUAUGAAGCCGACGAGGACAACGUCGAUGACGGUACUUGCGAGAUGAGUCUGCCGGCUGUUAGGACGCCAUCAAACUCGGCAUACCUGAAUAUGGCCGCAAUGAUGAGGCUGAACGAUCCUCUGCGUGUGCAGCUACCAGUGUGGACCAAUCUUCGACCAGAGCCGAGCCAACGUGCGCUGGAUACUGGCACUGAGGAAAGCAUAGCCUCCAUGUUCCUCACGCAGUCGGCAGAUGAGUCGUGGGACGGAUGGGCUGCGGAUUUCGCGGACAUGAGUCAUUGCAAUUCGGGGUUACAUGUGUCCGUGCUGGGGCUGGGUGGAUGGCUCACCUUCGGUGGACAGCUUGAGAACGAGGGCACCUUUGCGUGCAUGAAGCAGGCAUAUGACCUGGGCAUCAACUUCUUCGACACGGCUGAGAGCUACGCCGGGGGCCAGUCCGAAGUGGCGAUGGGCCAGGCGAUCAAGAAAUUCGGGUGGAAGCGCAAUGACAUUGUCGUGAGCACCAAACUCAACUGGGGAGGUGCCAAUGGGGAGGUGCUGGUCAACAACCAUGGCCUGUCACGUAAACACAUCAUUGAGGGCCUCAGGGAGUCGCUCAGGCGCCUGGACCUCGAGUAUGUCGACAUCGUGUACGCUCACCGACCGGAUCGUCUGACGCCGAUGGAGGAGACUGUUCGGGCCUUCAAUCACGUCAUCGAGCAGAAGGGCUGGGCAAUGUACUGGGGGACGAGUGAGUGGUCGGCGGAUGAGAUUGCAGAGGCUUGCGGGAUUGCGAAGCAGCUGGGACUGAUCGCGCCGGUGGUGGAGCAACCAUUUUACAACAUGCUCUCGAGGAAGAAGGUUGAGGGCGAGUUCCAGCGACUGUACAGCCGAUUCGGCAUUGGCCUGACGACGUUCAGCCCGAUCAAGUUUGGGCUGCUGAGUGGCAAGUACGACGACAGCCCGGACAAGCCACCAGCUGGGUCAAGGUUUGCCAAGGGAGAUGACAAGUUUGUGAGCUCCGUCCGAGACUCAUUCGCGAAUGCAGAGUGGCAGGACACGAUUGCAAAGGCGAGGCAGCUGAAGCCUAUCGCGGACAAGCUGGGUAUCACACGAGCACAGCUGGCACUGGCAUGGUGCCUGAAAAAUAAGAACGUGUCGGCCGUCAUCACGGGAGCGUCGAGGCCGGAGCAGGUGGUGGAGAACUGCGCAGCUCUGAAAGCACUGGACAAGCUGACACCAGAGGUGUUGGCCGAGAUCGACGGCAUUGUUGGAAAGCUCAUCAGAGUGAAAGAGGAGGAUGAGGACAAGGAGGAGAAGAGGGAGACGCUCAUCGAGCCUCGAGAUGUCGAGCACCCAGAGCUGAACAGUCCCAUUUGA
Messenger RNA from Diaporthe amygdali, 2754 nucleotides. RefSeq lists its product as uncharacterized. Gene Ontology annotation, molecular function: zinc ion binding; DNA binding. The transcript is spliced from 8 exons. NCBI's taxonomy places the organism in Eukaryota, Fungi, Ascomycota, Sordariomycetes, Diaporthales, Diaporthaceae. The coding region runs from base 1 to 2754 and encodes 917 amino acids. Gene Ontology annotation, biological process: DNA-templated transcription. The record is from RefSeq and is a predicted model, not a curated record.